This is a messenger RNA of Cornus florida, 2521 nucleotides long. RefSeq names its product magnesium-chelatase subunit ChlD, chloroplastic. NCBI's taxonomy places the organism in Eukaryota, Viridiplantae, Streptophyta, Magnoliopsida, Cornales, Cornaceae. Gene Ontology annotation, biological process: chlorophyll biosynthetic process. The record is from RefSeq and is a predicted model, not a curated record. The transcript has 15 exons. Gene Ontology annotation, molecular function: ATP binding; ATP hydrolysis activity; magnesium chelatase activity. The coding region runs from base 80 to 2323 and encodes 747 amino acids.
CAGAGAGAGGGGAUACAAAUUGGACAACAGAAAACAGAUAAGAAGAGAUAUACUCUCUUUCACUCUGUGGACUUCCACUAUGGCGAUUUCGCCAACAGUUCCAACUUGUUAUUCUCUCUCCAAUCUUAAGUCCUCCAUAGUUCCCUCCUUCAAACUAUACCCUUCUCACUCCUCCUCUUUGAAGCCAAAACGCCUCCACAAUCGCCUUCGUAUUCUCGCCACUGCCACUCUUGAUUCCAGUAAUGGGGCAGUCGCCGUCGCCGAUAAGCCGGACGCCACCUCCUAUGGAAGACAGUACUUCCCGUUAGCCGCUGUCGUUGGACAGGAUGCUAUCAAGACUGCUCUUUUACUUGGGGCUAUUGACCGUGAGAUAGGAGGGAUUGCAAUCUGUGGGAAGCGUGGAACAGCUAAAACAGUGAUGGCACGUGGGUUACAUGCAAUUCUGCCACCUAUUGAUGUAGUUGUUGGUUCAAUAUCUAAUGCUGAUCCAUCAUGCUCCGAAGAGUGGGAAGAUGGUUUAGCUGAUCGAGUGGAAUAUGACUCUGCCGGUAAUAUUAAGACUCAAGUUAUCAGAUCUCCUUUUGUACAGAUUCCACUAGGUGUCACUGAAGAUAGACUAAUUGGGUCUGUUGAUGUUGAAGAGUCUGUGAAAUCUGGAACCACUGUUUUCCAGCCUGGCCUUCUUGCCGAAGCUCAUAGAGGAGUUCUAUAUGUUGAUGAAAUUAAUCUUUUAGAUGAGGGCAUCAGUAAUUUGCUUCUUAAUGUGUUGACUGAGGGAGUUAAUAUAGUGGAAAGAGAGGGAAUCAGCUUUAAGCACCCAUGCAAGCCACUUUUAAUUGCAACCUAUAACCCAGAAGAGGGUGCUGUACGUGAACAUUUACUAGAUCGUAUUGCAAUAAAUUUGAGUGCAGAUCUUCCAAUGAGUUUUGACGAACGUGUUGCAGCUGUUGGAAUUGCAACACAGUUUCAGGAACAUAGUAACGAAGUUUUUAAAAUGGUUGAGGAAGAAACAGACAAUGCAAAGACUCAGAUUAUUUUGGCAAGGGAGUAUUUGAAGGAUGUCACUAUCAGCAGCGAGCAAAUAAAGUACCUGGUUAUGGAAUCCCUUCGUGGUGGUUGCCAGGGACACAGAGCUGAGCUAUAUGCUGCCCGUGUUGCCAAAUGCUUAGCUGCUUUAGAAGGACGUGAAAAAGUUGGUGUGGAUGACCUGAAGAAAGCUGUAGAACUGGUAAUUCUUCCUCGCUCAAUCUUCAAUGAGAAUCCACCUGAACAGCAAAACCAGCAACCCCCACCUCCACCACCCCCACCACAAAAUGAAGAUUCUGCUGAGGAGGAAAAUGAGGAGGAAGAUCAAGAGGAUGAAAAUGAUGAAGAGAAUGAGCAAGAACAGGAACAAAUACCUGAAGAGUUUAUCUUUGAUGCAGAAGGGGGUUUGGUGGAUGAGAAACUUCUUUUCUUUGCACAACAAGCACAGAGACGCCGUGGAAAAGCUGGGAGGGCUAAGAAUGUUAUAUUUUCAGAGGAUAGAGGCCGAUACAUUAAGCCAAUGCUUCCCAAAGGUCCUGUAAAGAGACUAGCUGUUGAUGCAACUCUUAGAGCAGCUGCACCAUAUCAAAAGUUGCGAAGGGAGAAGGAUACUCUGAAGAGUAGGAAAGUUUAUGUUGAGAAAACUGAUAUGAGAUCUAAAAGGAUGGCGCGAAAAGCUGGAGCACUGGUUAUAUUUGUGGUUGACGCUAGUGGGAGCAUGGCAUUGAACCGAAUGCAGAAUGCAAAAGGAGCUGCACUUAAAUUACUGGCUGAAAGUUAUACAAGCAGAGAUCAGGUGUCUAUCAUACCUUUCCGCGGGGACUCUGCAGAAGUUCUCUUGCCUCCUUCCAGGUCAAUUGCGAUGGCAAGAAAACGCCUUGAGAGACUUCCAUGUGGUGGAGGUUCUCCCCUAGCUCAUGGUCUUACAACGGCUGUCAGGGUGGGGCUAAAUGCAGAAAAGAGUGGGGAUGUUGGACGUAUAAUGAUCGUUGCAAUAACUGAUGGUAGAGCCAAUAUAUCACUGAAAAGAUCCACUGAUCCUGAAGCUGCUACUUCUGAUGCACCUAGACCUUCUGCUCAAGAGUUGAAGGAUGAAAUUCUUGAAGUGGCUGGUAAAAUAUACAAAGCAGGGAUGUCUCUCCUUGUCAUUGACACCGAAAAUAAGUUCAUUUCAACUGGUUUCGCCAAAGAGAUUGCAAGAGUUGCUCAAGGAAAAUAUUACUACUUGCCAAAUGCUUCUGAUGCUGUUAUCUCUGCUGCAACAAAGGAUGCUCUAUCAGUAUUGAAGAACUCUUGAUUUUAGUUCUAUUUUAUCAACCAAGUUAGGAUGAAAUGUUUUGUGGUAGUAUUGAGAUCUGAGAGAAUCAAGCGGCUUGCUCAUUGUAUGGGAGAUUUAUUUUCGACUUAUUCACAUGUAUGCUCAUAUUCGAAUAAAAAUCCGAUUUCUCUUUCUCAAUGUCCAAAAGUAAAUUUCUUCUUUAAGAAGUUACACUUC